Archocentrus centrarchus (flier cichlid) is the source of this 1746-nucleotide messenger RNA. Its product is annotated as glucocorticoid modulatory element-binding protein 1-like. The transcript is spliced from 9 exons. Gene Ontology annotation, cellular component: nucleus. Bases 105 to 1499 code for a protein of 464 amino acids. Gene Ontology annotation, biological process: regulation of transcription by RNA polymerase II. Gene Ontology annotation, molecular function: RNA polymerase II cis-regulatory region sequence-specific DNA binding. NCBI's taxonomy places the organism in Eukaryota, Metazoa, Chordata, Actinopteri, Cichliformes, Cichlidae. The record is from RefSeq and is a predicted model, not a curated record.
CGCAGGAAGUCCAACGAAGCAGCACGGCGCAUGCUCUUGUACCUCUCUGACAACCGGAGGAUGAAUUAUCCCCUGCUGUAAAACGCUCUGAGGAGAGAGGGGUGAUGGCGGGUGCUGAGGUCUCCGUGUCUUCAGAGGAGCUCUUGACUGUCAGGGAUGAGGAGGGGGAGUACAGUGGCAGUGACCAGAAGUCUCAAGUCAUCCUGCACCUGCAGCCCAUCCUGCAUGGGGUAAAUGAUGACAUUGCUGAGACUGGCACUACUGUCUUGGCCAUAGAGACGCACCGUGAUGACAGUGAAAGAGAUGGAGAUGAGAUUGAGUAUGGCUACCCCAUCACUUGUGGGGACAGCAGGGCGGUGCUGCUAUUUAAGAAGUUUGUGUGCCCGGGAAUCAAUGUCAGAUGUGUCAAAUUCAACGACCAGCUCAUCAGUCCUAAGCAGUUCGUGCAUCUGGCAGGGAAAGCCACUCUAAAGGACUGGAAAAGGGCCAUCAGGCUGGGAGGAGUAAUGCUCAGGAAAAUGAUGGACUCCGGCCAGAUAGAUUUCUACCAGCAUGACACCCUGUGCAGCAACACCUGCCACAGCACUAAAUUUGAUGUGCUGAUCAACAGAACGCGGCUUCCUCCUGGGAACUCGGUGCAGCCGAGCCUGUCGUGUCUGGCUCUUGACCCUGUUGGAGGGCAGGUGUCUCCUGUGACAGACGGAGUGUUGAGUCUGUGGAAGGGUGUGGCAGACUGUGGGAUGAUGGGGGAGGUCCUAUCCAAUCUCCAGACUGAAUUGUUCAGCACUUGUAAGAGGGUGGAGCUUCACAGUGAGAAUGGCAACCUGCAGGAGACAGAUGUCAUGCUGCUUAAUUCCUUGUGUGAGAUGUUUGGGCUUUUGGACUCAGUGAAACAAGCCAUGGACCUGAGGCACAGCCAGACUGAAAAGAAAAAAACCCAGAACAGUAUUUAUGAGUUUGAUGAGCUCUCGGAGGACGAGAGGAAGCAGAGUUGUGAUAAAAGGAUAUCUCGCAAAGCCUCGUCCUUAAAACACCUUCGAACUCAGCGUAAAAGCCAGACAAGCAGCCAUUUCCAGAACUUGCUGUCCUCUGUCAAAACAGCCACGGUGAUCCAACCUCAUUCUGUCACAGGUUUAUGUGCUGCAUCUUGCACUCAUCUCGCAAUAAACCCUCAGCUCUUUGCUCAUUUCUCUGCCUUCACCGGCCAGCGUCACCAUGCUGGAUCUAGCAGGACAGACAGGGAUGUCAAAAGUGGCACGCUGGAGGGGGAGCAAGAGAUCAGUGAGGCAGACAACCAGGAGAAGUUUCACCGGCCCGGACAGGAGGGCAACAAGAGAAAGGACACCUCAGGGAUCCACAAAGAACCUGGACAAAGGAGUGUAAAGUUUUGGGGAGACUCUCGUGUUAGAAGUGAGGGGAACGAGGCGACAGAAGGCUUGCGUGACAUUGAAAAGAUGAUUAUGGGGAGAAAGGCAUCAAAGAAACAUAAAAGUAAGUGAGCCAGACGACCCCAGAGGGAUUCUGUGGGACUAAUUGAGGGAAUGUGCCGGGAAGUAAAAGAAGACAGAGAGCGUGGAAACAAUUAAAAAUAAUAUGACUUUGUCAAACUCUACUUUUUCUAUUGUGAUCUUAUGCAGUAUAGACAGUGGUUAAUGAAAUUGUGUCUUCUUGCACUGAUGCUUUUAAAUGUUUUUAAAUGAAAACGUUAGAUUUUACUACAUCAAAUGCAGUAGGACUAAAAUGACU